Messenger RNA from Saprolegnia parasitica CBS 223.65, 438 nucleotides. RefSeq lists its product as hypothetical. The record is from RefSeq and is a predicted model, not a curated record. The coding region runs from base 1 to 438 and encodes 145 amino acids. The transcript has a single exon. NCBI's taxonomy places the organism in Eukaryota, Oomycota, Saprolegniomycetes, Saprolegniales, Saprolegniaceae.
AUGACGUCGACGGCCCUCGGACUCUUGGCCAUCAACCUCCGCGAUCGGUUGCGCCUUUCACCGAGCGCGGUGGGCAAUUACGUCGGCUGCUUUGUCUACGCCCGAGGCGACUACCUCGACCCAGCAGACGUGCGUGCAUCGUACCACGACAAGACGGCGCCGCAAGUGAAAAUGUCGUCGGAGCCGUUUCCGACGAGCCUCUUCAGUCCCGGCCACUUUUCAGUGAUGACCAAUUGGUGUUCGUUCUACCACCACCUCGUGCUGGACGGAAAUGCGACGCCGACAGCGCAUAUGCCGGUCAUCGUUCGCGGAGUGCUUCGGUUUGAUGCGACAGGGAUCUUGUACCACCGAUCGCCGAGCGACGUGCGUCUCGUGACGCGCUCAGCGUCGACGCCGGUAUCGACGCCGUCGUUCUUGCAGCUCGUGUCGACGUCGUAA